AAGAUUGAUUGCUUGAUUUAUUCCCUGAUUUCUGGGCAGAAAUUGACCAGAAAAACCCUCCUCAGGAUCAUUUCCCUCCCUUCCCUUCUUCCCUGACCACUUGGGGCAGCCCAAGACUAGGUGUGAUGACCUCGUACACAAUCUAUCAGAUUUUCUUAGGACACUGAGUCACGCCCUGUUUGAUUGUGCUUUUAAACCAGUGACUGGCAACCUUCUUGUGCACGAGACUAAAUGAAACUUCUGGACAAUUAGUGUGUAGCUACCCUGUAACCCUAAGCAUCCUGGAAAGUGUCCAUUCGGUUCCUCUGCCUCGAUCUUUCCUUCUCCUCCCUUAUAUAUCGGGGAAAAGAUUGUUUUGGAGGUAAGACGGGUUCCUAAGUGAGCUGAGCUGAACUGUCCCUGGGGAGAGACGAAGGGAGGAGGUGGUGAGCUGGAAGGGAAGAUGAGAUGUAGCUUGCAUAUACCUAAUCUUCACAUGGUUUUCCUUUGUUCCCUCCUUUUCUGUCUUCCUCUCUUCCUCCCCUCAAACUGAGAUUCCCUGCCCAUGAUGCCUCUCUCAGGAACCCCAGCUCCUAACAAGAGGAAAAAGUCCACAAAAAUCAUCAUGGAGCUAAACCGAGAUGGUGGGCAGGAGGGGUCCCGGCUGAACCUGGGGAAGAAGAUCAGCAUCCCAAGAGACGUGAUGCUGGAGGAACUCUCCCUCCUCACUAACCGUGGCUCCAAGAUGUUCAAGCUCCGCAAGAAGCGGGUGGAGAAGUUUAUCUACGAGAACAACCCCGAUGUCUUUACUGACAGCUCCCUGGAUCACUUCCAGAAAUUCAUCCCCACCAUGGGAGGUCAGCUGGGAGGAGAUGGCCGCCAGGGUUUCUCGUACGACAGUGGACGGAUGGUCGGCGGGGUCUCGGCGGGGCAGUAUGGAUCUGACCAGCAGCAACAGAAUCUCCAUGGGCAUUCUGCUACGCAGGGAGGCCACAGAGGGUCCGGUGGCAAGUCCGGUGACGGGCAAGGGGAUGGGACAGGAAGCAGCAGCGUGCCGGGAACAGGCAAUGGAGAUCAUGCAGGAGGAGAAGGAAAACAUGUCACCAUCUUUAAGACCUACAUUUCCCCUUGGGAGCGAGCCAUGGGGGUCGAUGCCCAGCAGAAAGUGGAACUUGGUGUGGACUUGCUGGCCUAUGGGGCCAAGGCAGAUCUUCCCCACUACAAGUCCUUCAACAGGACCGCGAUGCCAUAUGGAGGGUACGAGAAGGCAUCCAGAAGAAUGACCUUCCAGAUGCCCAAGUUUGAUAUUGGGCCCUUGCUGCCCGAGUCCCUCUUUCUCUUGAAUCAAAGCAUCUCCAACAGACCCUCCUUCAACCGGACCCCGGUUCCCUGGCUGGGCUCAGGAGAGCCUAACGAGUACCACAUCGAGGUCAACAUCCCUCUGGAUGGUGAAACCGAGGAGCUGUGAUGUGCUUCCCGCCUUCCACUCCUCACGCUCUCCCUUAACCUCUGCCUCUGCCUGCCCUGCUCAUCUGGGAAGAGUUGAAGUGCUGAACCACCGUUCCCCCAAAUUCCUCCUCUUGUUUUACUUUAUAUCAGCUGCAAGGCCAGUAGUCCCUAGUUGGAUCUGGAUUGACUUGUGUGUUCUCACCAAGAGUAGGAGGGAGGCUGUGCAGAAAAGGAGAGGGGCAGAAACAAGGAGUGUGUUAUUUGGCAGGAGGGGAAAGGGACAGAAAAGAGGGAGAGACCCUGCGGGUCGUUCUAUGUACGGUGCUUUUAGUAAAGACACGGGGCUGACUGCCUGCUUGUUCCCCUAGCCUGCCUGCUCCACAUGGCAUCGCCUCUGUUUUUUUGGUAAUG
Messenger RNA from Ornithorhynchus anatinus (platypus), 1839 nucleotides. It is a transcript of the gene MYOZ1, whose product is annotated as myozenin 1. Gene Ontology annotation, cellular component: actin cytoskeleton; Z disc. The record is from RefSeq and is a predicted model, not a curated record. Gene Ontology annotation, molecular function: FATZ binding; actin binding; telethonin binding. Bases 545 to 1447 code for a protein of 300 amino acids. The transcript is spliced from 6 exons. Lineage: Eukaryota; Metazoa; Chordata; Mammalia; Monotremata; Ornithorhynchidae.